Molecule: messenger RNA, 3508 nt
Organism: Sinocyclocheilus grahami
Lineage: Eukaryota; Metazoa; Chordata; Actinopteri; Cypriniformes; Cyprinidae
Product: enhancer of filamentation 1-like
Exons: 7
Coding region: 1-2973 (990 amino acids)
Biological process (GO): cell surface receptor protein tyrosine kinase signaling pathway; cell migration
Cellular component (GO): plasma membrane; cytoplasm
Molecular function (GO): protein binding
Source: RefSeq, a predicted model, not a curated record
AUGUGCAUGCAUACACGGCAAGCUCAAACUCACAUAAACAGGCAGUCACACCUCGGCCUACUGCUGAUCAGGACAUCCAGGGCGUUUCCUCUCUCACCUCUUUGCCAUCAUCUUUUCAUCACUGUCAAGAACUCUCUUAAACACAAUGACGCUCAGCUAGGCCUACUGAAUCUAAUGGCUAAAGCGCUAUACGACAACCUCCCGGAAUCUCCGGAAGAGCUGGCAUUCCGGAAGGGUGAUAUCUUGACUGUCAUCGAGCAGAACACUGGCGGCCUGGAGGGAUGGUGGCUCUGUUCACUCCACGGCCGCCAGGGCAUCGCACCCGGCAACCGCCUCAAACUGCUAAUCGGACCAAUGUUUGAAGGACCCUGUGCAUCCCCCUCCCCCCCACAGGGUCAUGCCCUCCAGCAGAGGCCACUCACACCUCAGGGUGUGUACCAGGUGCCGCCGUCCCACCAGAACCCGCAGGGACAGGGCAUCUACCAGAUCCCUCCAUCUAAAGACGUGUACCAGAUUCCACAAAGAAGCGCGCUGACUGCGGAUGGGACUCCCAGCAAGGUGGUGACCCCAAUUCGCGUAGGGCAAACAUACGCUUACAGUCCUGCGUCAGAUUCAUCUCAUGACCUCUACGAUGUUCCUCCAAUUCGUCCACAGGGGGUAUAUGAUAUUCCGGCGAGCAAACAAACUGGACAGCACAGCAUUCCCAGAGCCCAGGGCUUUUACGACACCCCUCCUUCCCAAGGCCUGCGAUCAAAAGGACUGUAUGACAUACCGCCAGCAUCACAAGGGGUGUACUCCACACCACCUUGUCAGAAUAACAUUGCACAAGACGAAGGGAAUUACGACUUUCCGCAGCCUUCGAAGCACAAGCAAGAAGGUAUAUAUGAUGUUCCACCACAGUCGCUCUCCAAAGCUUCCCCAUGCUCCAACUACGACUUCCCACCCAGCUCUGAGCUGAUGUCCCGAAAGGGCAUGAACGGCAGCGCCGGCAUCUACGACAUUCCAGCCAGCCAACUGGCCACAGGGGGAUCUCAGGACUUGUAUGAUAUUCCACGUGGAAUGCCGCAGAACUGCCACACUUCCACUGAAAGAGAUAGAAAAAAGUCAGUUUACGAUAUUCCACCAGGAGAUACUCGGUUGCUCGGUGACGUUACCGAAGGAGUCAACCGUUUGUCGUUUUCCAGCACGGGAAGCACUCGCAGCAGUAUGUCAACUUCCUCUUCUUCCGCCGGAUCGCCCGCCGAGGGCCGUCUAGCAUUGGAUCUAGACUCCGCGGUCCAGAGGUUGAGUCGCCUCCAGCAAGGUCUGGAGUCUUCGGUUUGCGCGCUGCAAACUCUUGUGGCAUCGCCUCAUUGGCGAACGUACAGCUUCAUGGAGCGUCACGCCAAUGAGGUCCGCGUUUCAUUGGAGCGGGUCAAGUGUGCGCUCGCAGAUUUUCUCAUAUUUGGCCGUGGAGCGGCUGCGAAUGCCACAAUGUUGUCCGAUCCGGGAAUGCACUCCAAGUUGCGACGCCAGUUGCAACGUCUAGAAGAUUCCCAUCAGAUUCUUCAACGAACACAUCAAACUUUAGAAAACAAUAGCUGGGCACUUAAUAUCCUGGCAACGGGCACCAAGCAUCAAAACAAGAGUGACGAACUAGAACGUUUUGUAAUGGUGUCGCGGACGGUGCCUGACGAUGCCAAGCAGCUGGCUUCAACAAUAGGGGGCAGUGCGGAGCUGCUUUUCCGAAGAGCACCAAUAGAAGGCAUCGUUCACCCCUUUACUUGCACCCCAACAGAGAAUGAUGGUUAUGGAGCCCAGACCAAACCUUUCCCUGUAUCACAUGACAAGGCAAACAUGAACAGCGAGAAGUGCGUUAAAAGCUGGAUGGAAGAUUAUGACUACGUCCACCUACAGGUGAGAAUCACAUCUAUCUAUCUAUCUACAUACCUAAAAUGCAGAUUGUCUUUGAAAAGACUGAACCAGUUCAAACAGCUCGAACAGGAAGUGAUCAAACCGGUAGAGAACGACAUCACCAAAUGGAUCUCCCACCAGCAUUCAACAGGCUCCUCCUCAGACUCCUCCUCUAAUUUCUCCAUGGGAGGCGGAGCGCCAUUGUGUUUGCGCGAUCGCCAACUGUUGACUUUCUAUGCAGACCAAUGCGAACAGCACUUUGUGACUCUGCUGAAUGCGGUAGAUGCUUUUUUCGGCUGUGUAAAGGCUGGGCAACCUCCACGAAUCUUUGUUGCGCAUGGCAAGUUCGUCAUUCUCAGUGCCCACAAGCUUGUGUUUAUCGGGGACACGCUGUCGAGACAAGCCUCGGCAGCUGAAGUGGCAAAUCACAUCAUGAACUUAAGCAACAUGCUGUGCGAGAUGCUAAAGACAGUCGUGGGCGCCACCAAAAUAGCAGCCCUUCACUAUCCCAACACGGCCGCUGUACAGGAAAUGCUGAACCAGUUCAAACAGCUCGAACAGGAAGUGAUCAAACCGGUAGAGAACGACAUCACCAAAUGGAUCUCCCACCAGCAUUCAACAGGCUCCUCCUCAGACUCCUCCUCUAAUUUCUCCAUGGGAGGCGGAGCGCCAUUGUGUUUGCGCGAUCGCCAACUGUUGACUUUCUAUGCAGACCAAUGCGAACAGCACUUUGUGACUCUGCUGAAUGCGGUAGAUGCUUUUUUCGGCUGUGUAAAGGCUGGGCAACCUCCACGAAUCUUUGUUGCGCAUGGCAAGUUCGUCAUUCUCAGUGCCCACAAGCUUGUGUUUAUCGGGGACACGCUGUCGAGACAAGCCUCGGCAGCUGAAGUGGCAAAUCACAUCAUGAACUUAAGCAACAUGCUGUGCGAGAUGCUAAAGACAGUCGUGGGCGCCACCAAAAUAGCAGCCCUUCACUAUCCCAACACGGCCGCUGUACAGGAAAUGGUAGAUCGCGUGACGGACCUCUCGCACUUGGCGCAACAAUUUAAAGUGCAGCUCUCACAGAUGGCGGGAUUGUGAUGUCAUCAGCAUGAUGUCACUAACUUUUGAACAAAGACUGUCAUUUUAACAUAUAUAUUUAUACUCGUAUAGAUGCAUCACUGAAAGUUGUCUUUUGUAAAUAGUCAUGCUUUCUUGCUCUCUGUAAAUAUUUGGCUCUAUAUUUUGUGUAGAUUUGUUUUAUAUAAUAAUGAUAAUAAUAUUAACUGUAUGAAUAGAAAUGAUUGAGAUUUGCAUUUGUAGAGUGACCGUAAACAUUGUUGAUUGUUUUGUGUAUUAGGCACCUUACAAGUUGUCCUUAACUGCUAAUUAUUGUGUAUUGCUGAACAGCAGAACCUACAAAAUGGAAAUAGUUUGUUUUGUUCAUGUGCUGUAUUAUGUGACACACACUCUGCCGAGAGAAAACGGUAUGAACAAAGUAAAGGAUUUUUCUGUCUUUGCUAUAGAAAUUGUGUUUGACUUGUUUUUGUUUGAACAUUUUGGUGAAUCUCACAAGAACUGUGCUCCUAGUCAUAUUUUAUUACCCCAAAAUCAAAAGGAAAUUAUAUUUUGUUGA